Molecule: messenger RNA, 2430 nt
Organism: Echinococcus granulosus
Lineage: Eukaryota; Metazoa; Platyhelminthes; Cestoda; Cyclophyllidea; Taeniidae
Exons: 17
Coding region: 1-2430 (809 amino acids)
Biological process (GO): protein K11-linked ubiquitination; anaphase-promoting complex-dependent catabolic process; positive regulation of mitotic metaphase/anaphase transition
Cellular component (GO): anaphase-promoting complex
Source: RefSeq, a predicted model, not a curated record
AUGCCGGGAAAUAAGGGACGCUUUAAUUGUGGGAUAUGUGUAACAUACUCCACACAGGAACGGACUUUUCUAGCAACCCUGACGCAAAGAAUACUUAUGGGAUUAAAUCAUUAUUCAAUGAAUUUUCAUGAAGAUUUCUCAAGACAGAGGUUUUUUAGGGACUUUGUUACUUUCAAUAACUUCAUCGGUUUUGUCGUGGCUCGCGAAUAUCUUGAUAAUGUCACGAAACUAGUGUACUCUGAUGAAGAGAAAAUAUAUAACUUCUAUAAAUUUCUGCUAAAACUACUCCAGGGUGAUGACGCUUUCAUAAUUCCGUGCUUGACUGAUCCAUCAUGCAUGAAUGAAAUGCUCUCUCAUUUGGUGUUGGAAAGGUUUGAAAACGGCAGAAUUGAAAUUCUUCGGAAUAUCAAUUGUGUUGUGGAGUAUGUUCAUAGGUCUUACACUAAAAAGGCUUUCCCUCGUGAUGCGGAGGAAUUAGGGGAUUUAAAGUCGGUGGCGUUUCACCAAGACAGUCUUGUGGGACAAUUUCUACGGAAAUUCGCUGUCGGUUUUCAUCUGCAGUCAUUUGAACAAGUCACCAAGUUUUGCAAUUCAUUUUAUGCUUACUAUGAUUCGGUGACAACGCAAGAAAAAUUGCCUAGUGUAAACUUGUUUUGGCAUUUGAGUUCCAGCCAAGUUGUAACUUUUUCCAAAGAAAUAAUAGCUAGAGCUGGUCGAUUAGGUUCUCUAAGUUCCUCGGAAUUCGAUUUACUUGUGAAAAAAUUGCAAAGUUAUCAAGAAAAUUAUCCGGAUCUGGCCACACCGCGUUUCGCUUCUCACGCGGUCGCUAUGCGACAGCGCAACCUAUCACAGGCUGAGACGAACCUCUUCAAGGCCUUUGAGAUGGCCGUCUCCUGGCCACCGGCGGAUACCUCAUCGGCAGUUGCUCCUGAACCAAGGCCUGUUGAUGCCUGGACGCGCAUGACACUGGGGGCCGCUGAUAUGCAUCAUAGGUUUGGUCACAGCCUACAGGCUCGCUCUUUCCUACACCAAGCACUCGCUCAGGCCCUCGAAACGAAUGAUGUGUUGAGUCUGCGUCACGUCAAGGCGGCUCAUGACGUGAUAAAUCCGAUGGGGGAGCCCUUUCGGUAUGAAACAGCUGAACAGACUGAUGGAUUAUUGCCUUCGGACCUCCUGCUCACCGAGUUGUGUUGUAAACUGUUCAAACUUAUCGGAACGAGUAUAAUUCCACAAAAGGUGUUGCUGACUUACUUCAAUUCAGUAGUGGCUCCUCAGUCGGAUGCAUUAGCGAUUGUCCUCUUAACUUUGGCCUCCAUCUUCUCCGUCUAUGGCUACAGGCAAAGCAUUAUUUAUUCCUCCAGCAUUUUGGGCACUGCUCUGCUGCAAUGUGUCAUUAUAAUAGACUGCUUGUCUCCUUGCUCCAUCUCGGACUCAGUUCUUUCGACGUCGAUUUCCCAGCUUGCUAGGGCGCUGGCCGCAGCUGGCUUGCCUAAUCAAGCAGUGCAGAUAAUCAAAUCGGCCACCGAGACUAUUGGCCGAUUUGAGGAGUUUGCACAUUUCGAACGCGCUCGUGUAGAAACGCAGCUGGAACAAGCCCUCCGUACUGGUACUGAUUUGGGUCAUUGCGGUCGGCUCAUCAAUGAUUUGGCCCUUUUCUGUCCAUGGGAGGCUAAUCUGAGGCGAGCCAACUUGGAGUUGAAGCGAGGAAAUCAAUCCCUGGCUAUUGAUAUUCUACAGGCGCUAGCCGAUAGAGCUGAGAGCUUAAGAACGUCUAUUGGUGUGAGUGGUGAUGAUGACCUACACCCUCAUAUUCUCUACAGUGAGGCGAGCGAUGAGGAAGUGGGGAAUUCAUUCAAAGUUCUGGAACCGCCUAGAGCUGGUGGAGUCGCAGCUCUUGUGCGCUUCGAAGUUCGUACUCGUAUAGCCAUGACGGAAAUCUUGGCGUUCAAUGGUAUCUUUUUGGAAGCACUCAACCAACUGGAGCGCGCGUUAUUACUCAGUCGGCAGUACCACAUGAGAACCUUUGCCAACAUCUGCACCAUCAUGAUGGCCACGAUUUCAUCACUGGAAGAGGUCCCUGUGAAAAGUUCUUUGGUGGAUGGGACGAGCAUUUUUGAAACCUUCACUGACAUUUGUCAUCAAGCUGAACCAGCAGUUGUAAUGCAUCUCACCAAUAUGAAACUAUGGUUGUCUCUUUUAGCGGGUUACCUUAAUGUUGAAGUAACCUGGAAAAACCGAUUGCGUGAGGGUGCCACCUUCUUUGCUAAUAUUGGAGACAAAUAUUCCCUCCAAAAAAUUGUCGAUAUAUUUCAUUGGACAAUCGUACAAACCACUCCAAGUCACGGUUUUUUAAGUAUUUUUUCCCGCUCUAUUAAUCAGAGCUCGAUGUGCACUUCAGUCGACGAUUCCAAAAGUUCUGAAUCCGUUUAA